Molecule: messenger RNA, 1165 nt
Organism: Pezoporus occidentalis (night parrot)
Lineage: Eukaryota; Metazoa; Chordata; Aves; Psittaciformes; Psittacidae
Gene: CNN2
Product: calponin 2
Exons: 7
Coding region: 94-1014 (306 amino acids)
Biological process (GO): actomyosin structure organization; actin filament organization
Cellular component (GO): actin cytoskeleton; focal adhesion
Molecular function (GO): actin filament binding
Source: RefSeq, a predicted model, not a curated record
UCCGAGCCCCGCCCGCCCCGUCCCGCCCGCCCCGUCCUGUCCCGUCCCGCUGCCGCUGCCCGCUCCGGUACCGGCUCCGCUGCGCUCCCGGCCAUGAGCAGCUCCCAGUUCAACAAGGGCCCCUCCUACGGCCUCUCCGCCGAAGUCAAGAACCGGCUCGCCCAGAAGUACGACCCACAGAAGGAGGCUGAGCUGCGGACGUGGAUCGAGAGCGUCACGGGGCAGGAGAUCGGGCCUGACUUCCAGAAGGGGCUGAAGGAUGGGGUGAUCCUCUGCGAGCUCAUGAACAAGCUGCAGCCCAACGCGGUGCGGAAGAUCAACCGCUCGGCUCAGAACUGGCACCAGCUCGAGAACCUCUCCAACUUCAUCAAGGCCAUGGCCAGCUACGGCAUGAACCCCGUGGACCUCUUUGAAGCCAACGACCUCUUUGAGAGCGGGAACCUGACGCAGGUUCAGGUGUCGCUGCUGGCACUGGCGGGCAUGGCCAAGACAAAGGGGAUACAGAGCGGGGUGGACAUCGGCGUGAAGUACUCGGAGAAGCAGCAGAGGAACUUUGAUGAGGCCAAGAUGAAGGCUGGGCAGUGCGUGAUCGGCCUGCAGAUGGGCACCAACAAGUGCGCCAGCCAGUCCGGCAUGACGGCCUAUGGCACCAGGAGGCAUCUCUAUGACCCCAAGAAUCAGAUCCUGCCGCCCAUGGACCACUCCACCAUCAGCCUCCAGAUGGGCACCAACAAGUGUGCCAGCCAGGUGGGCAUGACGGCUCCCGGCACCCGGAGACACAUCUACGACUCCAAGAUGGGGACGGAGAAGUGCGACAACUCCUCCAUGUCGCUGCAGAUGGGCUCCAACCAGGGCGCCAACCAGAGCGGGCAGGUCUUCGGCCUCGGCCGCCAGAUCUACGACCCCAAGUACUGCCCACAGGGCAGCCAGGGCGAGGUGGCCAACGCCACGGGCGACCCGAGCGGGGACCCCCCCGGGUACCACUACUACUGCGAGGAGGAGGAGAGCUACUGAGUGGGAUGGGGCCCAGCCCCAUCUCGCACCAUCUCAUGUACAGACCCUGCCACAUUCCAGCCUCUGCUUCCAUCAUUCCUUCUGGUUUAAUUUGAAAAUGGAUCUAUUUUUCUGAGCAAGGAAAUAAAGACCCUGUUUCUAGAGAAGAGAA